AUGGAGCACCUCGGGGCUCACCACCUGCACCAAGGGCAAGCCGAGCCCAUCAGCUUCGGCAUCGACCAGAUCCUCAACACGUCGGAGCCGGGCAGCUGCAUGGUGUCGCACCCGCGGCUGCAGGACUCGGCGGACUACGGGCUGGGCUGCAUCGUGGGCAGCGCCUAUAACACGGUCACGGGUGGCUACGGGGCGAGCGGCGGCGCGGCCGGCGCCUACACCGGCACCUCCUGCAGCAUGGGCGGCCUGCCCGGCUCCUACAACGUGAACAUGGCGGUGAGCAUGAACGGCAACACCUUGAGCUCGGCCGGUGGGGUGAUCCGCGUCCCGGCCCAUCGCCCCGUGGCCGGCGGCGUCCACCAGCCACUCUCCGCCGCCGUGCCAGCAGUGAACGGCAUGAACAGCCUCACGGGGCUCACCUUCCCCUGGAUGGAGAGCAACAGGCGGUACACAAAAGACAGGUUCACAGUGGCCCUCUCACCCUUCACUGUAACACGCCGUAUAGGUCACCCCUACCAGAACCGCACGCCCCCCAAGAAGAAGAAGCCACGCACCUCCUUCACCCGCCUGCAGAUUUGCGAGCUGGAGAAGCGCUUCCAUCGGCAGAAAUACCUGGCCUCGGCCGAGCGCGCUGCCCUGGCCAAGGCCCUCAAGAUGACGGACGCCCAGGUGAAGACCUGGUUCCAGAACCGGCGCACCAAGUGGAGGAGGCAGACAGCGGAGGAGCGGGAGGCUGAGCGGCAGCAAGCAAACCGCAUCCUCAUGCAGUUGCAGCAGGAAGCCUUCCAAAAAACCAUCAACCAGCCCAUCCAAGCCGACCCCAUCUGUGUCCACAACUCCUCUCUCUUCGCCCUCCAGAAUCUGCAGCCUUGGUCUGAUGACUCCACCAAGAUCACCAGUGUCACCACUGUCGCCUCUGCUUGUGAAUAAGUGUGGCACCCACUGGUGGCACGUACACCUGCUGGCACAAGGCAUCCUUGGUCGGACAUGUAGCAGCUCUGUUCCUCCCUGAGGAGGGCUGGAAACCCUGAUCCUCUGGCCACAUGCAUCCUAUGUAUCCAGCUGGGGAAACCCUCCACAAGGAACAAAAAGAAGGAAAGCCACCCCAAAAACUCUCCUCAGCCAUGGAGUUGGUGGAGCAGCAAUGCUGUCUCACCUCCCCCCAACCCCUUUGUUCUUUUGAAAGUCUCCAGUGUCGACCCUGAACUUGCUGACGUGUUGCCAGACAAAAGCCCAUUCCUGACAGACACAGCCGCCGGUGUUCAUCCAGCUGGGACAGAGGAAAACUUCCUUAGGAUUCUUCUGGCAGCAGUGCUAAUUCU
Messenger RNA from Catharus ustulatus (Swainson's thrush), 1322 nucleotides. It is a transcript of the gene TLX1, whose product is annotated as T cell leukemia homeobox 1. Gene Ontology annotation, molecular function: DNA-binding transcription factor activity, RNA polymerase II-specific; RNA polymerase II cis-regulatory region sequence-specific DNA binding. The transcript has 3 exons. Gene Ontology annotation, biological process: animal organ development; regulation of transcription by RNA polymerase II. The record is from RefSeq and is a predicted model, not a curated record. Gene Ontology annotation, cellular component: nucleus. NCBI's taxonomy places the organism in Eukaryota, Metazoa, Chordata, Aves, Passeriformes, Turdidae. Bases 1 to 930 code for a protein of 309 amino acids.